Messenger RNA from Triticum turgidum subsp. durum (durum wheat), 402 nucleotides. Lineage: Eukaryota; Viridiplantae; Streptophyta; Magnoliopsida; Poales; Poaceae. The record is from the annotation of a GenBank genome assembly.
AUGGCACGCCUCCUCCCCCUGGCCGGCCUCCUCCUCCCUCCCCCCUUUAUAUAUGUGGGAGGGGGGGCCACACCGCUCAUAGCUGGACUUGCUGUGGCAGCCACUGCUCUUGCGGGUAGAUAUGGCAUCCAGGCUUGGCAAGCUUACAAGGCAAGGCCCAUAGUUCCAAGGAUGCGUAAAUUCUAUGAAGGUGGCUUUCAAGCUACAAUGACCAAACGGGAAGCUGGUCUAAUCUUGGGUAUCAGGGAAAAUGUCCGUCCUGAUAAGGUGAAAGAGGCACACAAGAGGGUCAUGGUUGCCAAUCACCCAGAUGCAGGAGGAAGCCAUUACCUUGCGUCGAAGAUCAACGAGGCAAAAGAUGUUUUGCUGGGGAAAACUAAAGGAGGUGGUUCAGCCUUUUGA